CUGCUGCCGUGGCAGCCGGAGCGGGAGCCGGGAGGAGGAAGGCGGCGGCCGUAGCUCCUGCCCGCUCGGGCUGUCCAGCCCUCGGAGACCGCCGGCCCGCCGAGCCUCACCGCCCCCCCCCGGGAAGUCCCGGGCCCCUGCCCUAUGUCCCGCAAGGCGAGCGAGAAUGUGGAGUACACGCUGCGGAGCCUGAGCAGCCUCAUGGGCGAGCGGCGCAGGAAGCAGCAGGAGCCGGACGCGGCGAGCGCGGCCGGGGAGCGCAGUCUCCUGGCGGCCGCCGAGUCGAGCGCCAGCCUGCAGAGCGCGGGUGCGGGCGGCGGCGGCGUCGGGGACCUGGAGCGCGCGGCGCGGCGGCAGUUCCAGCAGGACGAGACCCCCGCCUUCGUGUACGUGGUGGCCGUCUUCUCCGCGCUGGGCGGCUUCCUGUUCGGCUAUGACACCGGCGUGGUGUCGGGGGCCAUGCUGCUGCUCAAGCGGCAGCUCAGCCUGGACGCUCUGUGGCAGGAGCUGCUCGUGUCCAGCACGGUGGGGGCGGCCGCCGUCUCGGCGCUGGCCGGCGGGGCCCUCAACGGCGUCUUCGGCCGCCGCGCCGCCAUCCUGCUGGCCAGUGCCCUCUUCACAGCCGGUUCCGCGGUGCUGGCCGCGGCCAACAACAAGGAGACACUGCUAGCCGGCCGCCUGGUCGUAGGGCUUGGCAUCGGCAUUGCUUCCAUGACAGUGCCCGUGUACAUUGCUGAGGUCUCCCCGCCCAACUUAAGAGGUCGAUUAGUCACCAUCAAUACCCUCUUCAUCACCGGAGGCCAGUUCUUUGCGAGUGUUGUGGAUGGAGCCUUCAGUUAUCUCCAAAAGGAUGGAUGGAGGUACAUGUUGGGACUUGCAGCAAUUCCAGCAGUUAUACAGUUUUUUGGCUUUCUCUUUUUACCUGAAAGCCCUCGAUGGCUGAUUCAGAAAGGACAGACUCAGAAGGCCCGUAGAAUUUUAUCUCAGAUGCGUGGUAACCAGACCAUUGAUGAGGAAUAUGAUAGCAUCAAAAACAACAUUGAAGAAGAGGAAAAGGAGGUUGGCUCAGCUGGACCUGUGAUCUGCAGAAUGCUGAAUUAUCCCCCAACUCGCCGAGCUUUAAUUGUGGGUUGUGGUCUACAAAUGUUCCAACAGCUCUCAGGCAUUAACACCAUCAUGUACUACAGUGCAACCAUUCUGCAGAUGUCUGGUGUUGAAGAUGAUAGGCUUGCAAUAUGGCUGGCUUCAGUGACAGCCUUCACAAAUUUCAUCUUCACGCUCGUGGGAGUCUGGCUUGUCGAGAAAGUGGGCCGCAGGAAGCUUACCUUCGGGAGCUUAGCAGGUACCACUGUAGCACUCCUAGUUCUUGCUUUGGGAUUUCUGCUGUCAGCGCAGGUUUCCCCACGCAUCACUUUUAAACCAGUAGCUCCAUCAGGACAGAACGGUACUUGCACAAGAUACAGUUACUGUAAUGAAUGUAUGUUGGAUCCAGACUGCGGUUUCUGCUACAAGAUGAACAAAUCAACUGUCAUUGACUCCUCCUGUGUUCCAGUUAAUAAAGCAUCUACGAAUGAGGCAGCCUGGGGCAGGUGUGAGAAUGAAACCAAAUUUAAAACAGAAGAAGUAUUUUGGGCUUACAAUUUCUGCCCUACGCCAUACUCCUGGACUGCACUUCUGGGCCUUAUUUUAUAUCUUGUUUUCUUCGCACCUGGAAUGGGACCAAUGCCUUGGACUGUGAAUUCUGAAAUAUAUCCCCUUUGGGCAAGAAGUACAGGAAAUGCAUGUUCAUCUGGAAUAAAUUGGAUUUUCAACGUUCUCGUUUCACUGACAUUUUUACACACAGCAGAGUAUCUUACAUACUAUGGAGCCUUCUUCCUUUAUGCUGGAUUCGCUGGUGUGGGACUCCUUUUCAUCUAUGGCUGUCUUCCUGAGACCAAAGGGAAAAAAUUAGAGGAAAUUGAAUCACUCUUUGAUAACAGGUUAUGUACAUGUGGCGCUUCAGAUUCUGAUGAAGGGAGAUAUAUUGAAUAUAUUCGGGUGAAGGGAAGUAACUAUCAUCUUUCUGACAACGAUGCUUCUGAUGUGGAAUAAUUUUCAGCUGCUGAUAUAUUGAGGUAUUUAAACAAACCUGGGGGACAAAAGCAGCAAUUGGUGACCUCAAUGCCCUGCUUUUAAUCUGGAUCUUUCCAGUCUAGUUUUGAAUGACCUCAUCUUCUAGAAUAUUUGAUUAGGAGGAAGAUACAACCAUGAUGACAUUUUUUUUCAAAAGCAGAAAUGUAAAACAAUAUUUAGAUAUUUUAAACUAAUAAUUAUUGAACAAAUGUAUGUAAUUCCUUCCUGAGGUAGUCUAAAAUGAAUAUUGUAUCCAGUGACUUCAGUGGUAUCCUUUUUUCCUAAAACCAUAUAUAAUUAUUAGAGUCAGUGCUAAUCUAGCUUAAUCGUAUAUGUAGGAUAUACUUAUGAAGAAGGAUUCUGGAAUAAGAUCCAAGGGUGUUUUCUGUCAAAACAAGGCCUUAUUGGCCCUAAAUUUUCCUAAGGACAAGUAGCUUAUCUGUGAUC
Zalophus californianus (California sea lion) is the source of this 2559-nucleotide messenger RNA. It is a transcript of the gene SLC2A13, whose product is annotated as solute carrier family 2 member 13. NCBI's taxonomy places the organism in Eukaryota, Metazoa, Chordata, Mammalia, Carnivora, Otariidae. The coding region runs from base 145 to 2091 and encodes 648 amino acids. The record is from RefSeq and is a predicted model, not a curated record. The transcript is spliced from 10 exons. Gene Ontology annotation, biological process: transmembrane transport. Gene Ontology annotation, cellular component: membrane. Gene Ontology annotation, molecular function: myo-inositol:proton symporter activity.